AGUGUAGUUAGAACUAGGCACACAUGCUAUACCAGACCGCCGAGGACUGCUGCGGUUGCAGCACGGGCAACAUUAACAGUCCCAGAUCAGCGGUUAAAAAAGGGGGAGGGAUGGCUUGAGAUGAAACAAAACAAAAAAAUCAAUCAAUAUCUGACUCUCGUUGCAAAUUGCUGCAGUGUUUCACAGGUGUAGUGUUUUCCAAAAAAAAAAAAAAAAGAAAGAAAGAAAGAAACGGAUUGACAAAGCGGGGCAACGGAGCCACAUGUCACAUGUGCUUCAUAGGAAGAAACGGGGCAUCUGCAAGCUGGAUCCGGAGGAGGAUGCUGCGGCAAGUGAUUCACAGAGGGCUAAAAGCUUCUUUCUACUGGCUGGGUUUAUUUGUUAGCAGGCAUCCGGUUUUUUUCCUCACCGUUCCCGCUGUCUUAACCAUCAUUUUCGGAUCUACCGUGCUGAGCAGAUUCAAGCCCGAAAGGGACCUCGAGAUACUGGUUGCACCGACCCACAGCCUCGCUAAAAUUGAACGGAGUCUGGCGAACAGUCUUUUCCCCAUCGACCAGUCAAAAAACAAGCUGUAUUCAGAUCUACACACUCCCGGCAGAUAUGGCAGGUUGAUUCUGCUGGCAAAAUCCGGGGGAAACAUACUGGAACUGGCCGACCAGGUCCUGCAGGUCCACAAGAAGGUGCUGGAUUUGCGGGUUAAUUAUAAAGGGUUCAAUUACACUUUCGCACAUCUCUGUGUCAUGAGCUACCGGGAUAAGAGAUGUCUUUUGGAUGAUAUAAUUACAAUUUUCGAAGAUAUCCGCUUAGCUGUUCUCUCUAACAGCACUUUCUCAAAGGUACCAGUGAGCUAUCCAAAUACAACGUUAAAGGACGGGCGGGUCUCCUUCAUCGGCCACCAGCUGGGAGGGGUGAUACCGGCCCCCAACAGCCGCGACCAGCAGGUGAAGUCGGCGCGGGCCGUCCAGAUCACGUACUACCUCCACAACUACGACUCGCUCGCCCAGGAUGCCAUCGCCGAGCAGUGGGAGAGCGAGUUCUGCGCGCUGGCGCGACAGCUGGCGUCCGCGUCCGCGGCUGGCGGCGGCGGCGGCGGCGGGGGCGGCGGCGGCGGUGCCGGGGACCUGUACGUCCAGUCGCUCACCUCGCUCAGCCUGUGGAGGGACUUCCACAGGACGGGCGUGCUGGCCCGCAGCGAGGUGCUGGUCAGCCUGGUGCUCGUCCUGCUGGCCGCCACCGUCUCCAGCUCCAUGAGGGACUGCCUGCGCGGGAAGCCCUUCCUGGGCCUGCUGGGCGUGCUCACCAUCUGCAUCGCCAACGUGACGGCCGCGGGGAUCUUUUUCAUCUCCGACGGAAAGUUUAACUCCACGCUGCUCGGGAUCCCCUUCUUCGCCAUGGGACACGGAACAAAAGGAGUCUUUGAGCUUCUGGCGGGGUGGAGAAGAACCAGAGAAAACCUGCCGUUCAAAGAGAGGGUGGCCGACGCCUUUGCCGACGUGAUGGUGUGCUACACCAUGACCAGCUCCCUCUACAUCAUCACCUUCGGCAUGGGCGCCAGCCCUUUCACCAACAUAGAGUCGGUGAAGAUCUUCUGCCAGAGCAUGUGCGUGGCCAUCCUGGUGAACUAUUUCUACGUCUUCUCCUUCUACGGCUCCUGCCUGGUCUUCGCUGGGCAGCUGGAGCAGAACCGGUACCACAGCGUCUUCUGCUGCAAGAUACCGUCGGUGGAGUACCUGGACCGGCAGCCCACGUGGUUCAAGACCAUGAUGAGCGACGGUCACGACCUCUCCACCCACCACGACAGCAUCCCCUACCAGAACCACUUCAUCCAGCACUUCCUGCGGGAGCACUACACCGAGUGGAUUACCAACACCUACGUCAAACCCUUCGUGGUCAUCCUCUACCUGAUCUACGCUUCGUUUUCGUUCAUGGGAUGUUUACAAAUCAGCGACGGGUCGAACAUAGUCAACCUCCUGGCCAGCAACUCCCCGAGCGCCUCCUACGCUCUGACCCAGCAGAAGUACUUCAGCAACUACAGUCCGGUCAUCGGGUUCUACAUCUACGAACCCAUCGAGUACUGGAACGCCACGGUUCAAGAGCACCUGAAGACGCUGGGCCACGGGUUCAAUAAGAUCUCGUGGAUUGACAACUUCUUUCAGUAUCUGAAGGUGGUGAACGUCAGCGCGUCGACCAAAAGCGAAUUCAUAACCAUCCUCCAAACUUCUUUCUUAAGGAGCCCAGAGUACCAGCACUUCAAGGACGACAUCAUAUUUUACAAAAUGAGGGACGAGACGGAGAUCAUCGCGUCCCGGAUGUACCUGGUGGCCCGGACCACGGAGAAGACGCGAGAGGAGGUGGUGGAGCUCCUGGAGAGACUGAGGCCGCUCUCUCUCAUCAACAGCAUCAAAUUCAUCGUCUUCAACCCCACCUUCGUCUUCAUGGAUCGGUAUAGCUCGUCGGUCAUCUCCCCCAUCCUCACCUCGGGCUUCAGCGUCCUGAUCGUCCUGAUCCUGACCUUCUUCCUGGUCAUCAACCCCCUGGGAAACUUCUGGCUGAUACUGACGGUCACCUCGGUGGAGCUGGGGGUCCUGGGCCUAAUGACGCUGUGGAAUGUCGACAUGGACAGCAUAUCUAUCCUGUGCCUUAUUUAUACCCUGAACUUUGCGAUGGAUCACUGUGUCCCACACCUUUACACUUUUGUACUCGCCACCGAGCACACCAGGACCCAGUGCAUAAAGAUCUCGCUGGAGGAGCACGGAGCGGCCAUUUUGCAGAACACGUCCUGCUUUGUGAUCGGGAUGAUGCCCUUGGUGUUUGUGCCUUCCAACUUGACCUACACGCUGUUCAAGUGCUCCCUCCUCACCGCUGGCUGCACCGUGCUGCACUGCUUCGUCAUCUUGCCCGUGUUUCUCACCUUCUUCCCCCCUUCCAAAAAGAGGCACAAGAAAAAGAAACGGGCGAAACGGAAAGAGCGGGAAAGGGAGCGGGAACGAGAGAAGGAGAGGGAGCGCGAGAGGGAGCGGGAGGAGAUAGAGUGCAUCGAAGUCAGGGACAACCCUGAUCAUGUGACCAAUGUCUGAAAGGGCUGUGUGUAAAAGUGUGUAAAAGUGUGUGGAGCGUAUCCUCAAAGAAGAAAAACAAACAGGUGGCAGCAACAGGCAGUGCCUCUCUGGUCGAGGGGUGACAGAGCUGACCAAGCCACAGAUAGCUCAUACCCAAGGACAGGUACUCGAAAUCCCAACAAAAGCCAGCCAGUCUCACCAUCAGGGUGAAGAACUUUUCCAUAGUGCACUUUUCCCACUAUACAAUAUCUUUGUUUCCUUUUGUUUUCGUUUUAGACAUUAAUUCACGUGUUGCUGUGACCAUUUUGGGCUAAGGUCAAAACAAAGUGUUGCAGUUGCAUUUGUAUAGUUAUUUUUAUGUAGCAAACAAGAUCCUAGCAAGAAGCUCAAGCCAUAACAAUGGUUUAUGUAGCAUGUGUCAUAAAUCAUAUUUUUAUAUUCAUAUUCAUAUUAUAUUCAUAUUUAUUUAUAUUCAUAUCUAUUAUGUCCUAAAAUAAUGUUUUAAAUCAACUGCAGUAAAAGGUCCACCUUCGUGAAUUAUUCCAGUAGAGACCAUGAUGAGAGCCUGGCAGUAAAAAUAAGAAAAAAAGAGGAAAAGGAUUUUCUGUUCUAAAGAAAAUGUCUAAAUGCAUUCUGCGUGAUCCCGCAUUAUGCCAACACAUAAUUAACUUAAUUUGGCAUUUGAUAGAAAGAUCCUUUGCUUACACUGCCCCCUCAACCCCGAGUUCCUGAGUGCCACUCUCUGUCAAAAUACAUUUAAUUCACUGCCCUGGUUACAUAAAGGCUCAAUAAAGCUGUGUAAACUUUAUGUAUUAUAAUUGGCCUUCCAGUGAGAAUUUCCCAACGAAUAUAAUCCAGCAUUUUUGACGUUACCCAGAAUGUCUACAGCAUCACCUGAACUUGUGGACCCGUUGAAUGUCUCUUUGUGGUCUUUUUAGAUCUAAUUUUAAAGAGAGAGCAGGGGGGACGAACACUAGUUCCCUAUACAUGCCAUGCAAAGCUGCUAGAUAGAAAGUUUCUAGGGAUCCUGAAAAGUUUUUAGGGCGUCAUAUACAUUUUAAAAUUCACAAAUCAGCUAAUGAAAAAAGGAUAGUUAUGCAUGUGUAUGCCCUACACAGACCUAAAAAUACAGACCGAAACAAACAAAGCAGAUGACAAAUUGUCUAUUUUAUCGAAUCUUGCACAUUACUGUGUGAAGGCAGAAUUUUGUGUUUGUAUAUUUUAUUUUUUUAGUUUUAAAAAGUUCUCUCUCAUGUCUGCCUAUGUCUAAGAUUAGGAAUGGAACUGCAAUUCACAUUUUAAUAACAUUAUGCAUGUGAUUAGAUAAUAGCAGGCAGGUAUACAUACAAAAAAAAAAGAAUUUUGGAGACAAACAAAGACAAAAACAGUAAUCGCCAACGUACAGUACAUUGCAGAACCUUUCUCUUUUAAGAAAUGCUUCAAGGAAGAUUCAUUUAAAAAGUCUUUUCCACAAUAAUUCAUACUUUAUAUCCAGCAGCAUGAGUGUACUGUGGAAGCACAGGUCCUGUCUAGGGACAUCUUAUCUAGCCAGAACAAGAGGUUCUGAGAAUGCGAUAACAGUGUGGUUAUUGUCAUUAACAGGGGGCAUUGUCAUUAUGUACCUGUCUAGCCCGGGUCUUACAGGAAGUGAAUGCAUAGACCGAAACUGUCACCCAUAUGAUGAACUUGGGAAGCCAAGGAAAUGAGCCUGAAAAGACAUUUUGUCUAGCAGUGUUUCAGUUUCACCAUCAAGCUGUCCAGAUAUUGGUCUUCGUAGACGUGUUUUUUUUUUAUGUCCCAAGGUCAACUCAAAAAGCUGAAGGAAAAGCCGCACAGUACGCCAGCACUAGAAACAGGAUGCGAUAUUUGUUAAUGUAUGACAAGAGCUGCUAAUGAAUCGAUACAAAAUGGCAGAUUACGUCGUUUUGGAAAAGAGUUGAUUUCCCCCGCCGCUGUGAAUUUUAGCGUUUCAUACAGAGGGGUUUUGUCUACCUUUGAGGGAUUCGAACAAAAAUUAAUUGGAGAGUGAAUUUUGAAUGUUGAUUACAAUUACAGGUUACCCCCAUAAGAAAAACCAUAAUAAUCACCCACCUCGUUAUUAUUACCAGGUGUUUGUGUAUCCGAACUUUUGGGGGGGAACGGGCGAAUUUUCUGUUUUCUGACCACCAGGGGCAUCAUUGUGUUCUUAUAAAUGCCAUAAAUCAUUUGUGUAUAACAAGGAGGCAUGAGAAUCAACCUACUAUAAUGGGGAAAAAAAUGCAAAUUGAAUUCGUAAACUUCCCAAAUUGACUGUGAAAGCAUGGCGCUAUAUUGUAUGUAUGUGUAUGCAUGUACCUAAUAAGUGUCUGUAACCCCCUGUUUAUUAUUGUUUUGUUAGGCUGUAGGAACGUACAUUUCUUGUUUCGAUGCAUAUUCUAAAGAUCAUAUUUUGUGACAUUUACCGUAUGUGUAAACCGUGGGCAUCCAAUUGCUGUCUGAAAAAGGCCAGCUUGGGAGCAGGUUUUUGUUUUAGCCCAGCACUGCAUCGCCUGAUUGAGCUAAGUAACUAGUCGUGGUCUUCUGUCAGGAACUUGAUAAGGAUAAUCAGGUGUCUUAGUGCUGGGCUAGAACGAAAACCUGCACCCACACCAGCACUUUUUGGAUGAGAUUGGACACCCCUGGUGUAAACAAACAGAAAAAAGCCAGAAAAUAGCAUUAUUAUGUAAAAUACUUGUACAUGAUUUUCUAAUUUUAUAAAAAAAAAAGAAUCAAUGAAAAGAUUUUUUUAAGCUUAAAUUCUUACUUAAAAAAGCAAUAAAGAAAAAGUUCAAAAGUCAAACGCAGUAGGCCAGUAAUAACUUGAGGGAUUUUCAUUCAUAUUCAAUUUUUUAAAAAAAAUUAUAAACAGAUAAAUUAAUUGCGCACCACCACAGUAUACCGUUUGGUACAUUUCAAAUUGUAAGUAAUUAGUAUGGAAGAUGGUGGAUGAUUUUAGUUCAGUUGUUUGUUUGCUUAUUUUAGUUGUACUGCAACAUUACCGGGAAAAACUGCCUCUUUCAACUUAACUGCACUUUCACUUGCCCUGGUGAUAAUAUUUUUAUUACCAAUGUAGGUUGCAUAGACACACAAAUAUGUAAUAAACAAUAAAGCUAACCAAAUUAUACGUGAAAUAAAUCCACUAAAUACCUUUGUAAAUUGAAGGCUAUGCUAUGGAUAUAAAUUGUCUAUAUUUGCCACUGUUUAUAAUAUCCAAAAAUCAAGAACACGUGUGAUACUGUGUUUAUUUUAAAUAUUUUAGCUCGUUAAGAACUUUUCAGGUUGUAGUCGGUGAAUUGAUGUUAGACGGCACAUUCCAGAUCGGUCAGCUUGCAGUGGCAUCUCCGUCACAUCUGUGACCUCACGCAGAAGUUUAAUUUCGCAUACGCGCCGCCGGAGUCUUCAAGAGCUUUUGCGCUGCUUGUCAUCUCGAAUCUGUUACGCCCUACCACGGGCUGCGAUGCGGAUGGCGCCAGCUUGGCACGGCUCCAAAAAGGUAGCACGGGGCCAGCUCACGUUUUUGGCGGGAACCUCAGAGUUAUAAGCACUGUCCGGUUGGCCAGACAGAUUGUGUGCGAAACCGGAAAAUAGUACGAGCACUUCGGUUCUGUCAAGCUCCUUUUCGUACAUUGUCCCGGUUAUUUUUGUUAUUAUCAGUAAUGGCGGGGGGGGG
Molecule: messenger RNA, 6747 nt
Organism: Anguilla rostrata (American eel)
Lineage: Eukaryota; Metazoa; Chordata; Actinopteri; Anguilliformes; Anguillidae
Gene: ptchd4
Product: patched domain containing 4
Exons: 3
Coding region: 270-3077 (935 amino acids)
Cellular component (GO): membrane
Source: RefSeq, a predicted model, not a curated record